Molecule: messenger RNA, 761 nt
Organism: Rhodamnia argentea
Lineage: Eukaryota; Viridiplantae; Streptophyta; Magnoliopsida; Myrtales; Myrtaceae
Product: non-symbiotic hemoglobin 2
Exons: 4
Coding region: 48-533 (161 amino acids)
Molecular function (GO): heme binding; oxygen binding
Source: RefSeq, a predicted model, not a curated record
UCACCUGCACUCGCACUCAAAAUACAGAGAGAGAGAGAGAGAGAGAGAUGGCGUUGACAGAGAAGCAAGAGGUGUUGGUGAAGGAGUCAUGGGAGAUCCUGAAGCAAAACGUUCCUGAGUACAGCCUCCGCUUGUUCCUAAGGAUAAUGGAGGUUUACCCGGACGCCAAGAACAUGUUCUCCUUCCUCAGGGAUUCGGACGAGAUCCCCCAGAACAACCCCAACCUCCAGGCUCACGCCGUGAAGGUCUUCAGGCUGACGUGUGAAUCGGUCGUCCAACUCCGCGAGUGCGGCGCAGUGGCGAUCGCGGGUUCGACCAUGAAGCGCCUGGGCUCCGUUCACCUGAAGAUUGGAGUCACCGACCGCCACUUUGACGUGGUGAGAGAGGCGCUGCUGAGGACGAUCGAGGAGGCGGUGGGAGAGAAGUGGAGCGAAGAGAUGGAGGGUGCGUGGGGUGAAGGCUACGACCGGUUGGCUGCAGCCAUCCUAGCAGAAAUGAAGGUCAGCGACGAAGCAGCCCCGGCCGCUAAUUAACUGUUCGAAUUUCUAUUGCGUUUGCCGUCGGCCGGUCGGUCGCCGUAGUUAUAUGAUCUUUUUAGUGUAUGGAGUGCGUGCGUGCGAGAGUGAGUAAGAGAGAAAUUUUUAUAUGAUUUUCUAUAUGGCGCCCUUAUGAAAUAUGAAAUAAUUGGGCUAGUUGUUCAGGAAUUUGAGAAUUAUAGGGAGAUCAUCUCUUUCUCUUCAGCGAUUAUGCUUUGCUCAGGA